Messenger RNA from Populus trichocarpa (black cottonwood), 2735 nucleotides. Its product is annotated as mechanosensitive ion channel protein 2, chloroplastic. Bases 161 to 2410 code for a protein of 749 amino acids. Gene Ontology annotation, cellular component: membrane. NCBI's taxonomy places the organism in Eukaryota, Viridiplantae, Streptophyta, Magnoliopsida, Malpighiales, Salicaceae. The record is from RefSeq and is a predicted model, not a curated record. The transcript has 13 exons. Gene Ontology annotation, biological process: transmembrane transport.
UUUUUUUAAAAAAUGCACGAAACUCUAUUUUUCUGAAGUGGUAUUUUUCAUUUGGGGAAUAUGCUUGAAAUUCCGUAGUCCUCCUCCUCCUCCUCCUCCCCCCCCUUUUUUUUUCCCAAGAAAAAAUCAAUCUUAACUUCGGAAUUUUUGAGGCAACAAAAUGGCUAUUUCUGGUUCCUUGCAAUUUUCCCAUGAUUUGGGGUUUUGCAAGAACCAGCCCUCAAACAACAAUCAUAAUCAAUUUUUUAAGAGUAUAUUAUUAGGGAAGGGCAAGGUUCCUUUAUUAAGCAACACCUCCCUCAAGUUUCGGCUCCACGAUUGUCGUCAACUGUUGCAAAGGCCAAUCUAUUCUGUAUCAUUAAAUAGAAGUAAUAAUAAGAAAACUUUUAGAUGCCGUUCUUUUUUGGUGCCACGCCAAGCCCUUGAACUUCCUGCUGUGAAGGCUGCUUCCGUGACGUUGACGAGGUCCUUUAAUGCUUUACAAACUAGUCCUCUCGUUUUUAAGUUAGCUCCAGCAGUUGGUAUUAUUGUAUUUGCUGUAUGGGGUCUGGGGCCGCUAAUGCGUCAGAGCAGAAACUUGCUAUUUCACAAAAGCGACAAUAGUUGGAAAAAGAGUGGAACUUAUUAUGUGAUGGCCUCAUAUAUUCAGCCUUUGAUGCUGUGGACUGGUGCGAUACUUGUUUGCAGGGCCCUGGAUCCUGUUGUUUUGCCCACAGAAGCUAGUGAGGUUGUCAAGCAAAGGCUUUUGAAUUUUGUAAGAUCAUUGUCGACAGUGCUCGCAUUUGCUUAUUGUUUAUCAAGCAUGAUUCAACAAGCUCAAAAGUUCUUCAUGGUGUCCCCACAGCCUAGUGAUGCAAGAACUAUGGGUUUCCAAUUUGCUGGGAGAGCUGUAUACUCUGCAGUGUGGGUAGCUGCUGUUUCACUAUUCAUGGAGUUGCUGGGUUUCUCUACCCAGAAGUGGCUCACUGCUGGAGGUCUUGGGACAGUAUUGCUGACUCUUGCUGGUCGUGAGAUAUUCACAAAUUUCCUCUCCAGUGCAAUGAUUCAUGCAACUCGGCCUUUUGUUGUGAAUGAGUGGAUUCAAACAAAAAUUGAAGGCUAUGAAGUUUCUGGCACUGUUGAGCAUGUGGGUUGGUGGUCACCAACAAUUGUCAGAGGUGAAGAUCGUGAAGCAGUUCAUAUUCCAAAUCACAAGUUCACAGUGAACGUUGUUAGAAAUCUCAGUCAAAAGACUCAUUGGCGUAUUAAAACCCACCUGGCCAUUAGUCAUUUGGAUGCUCAUAAGAUUAAUAAUAUUGUUGCUGAUAUGCGCAAAGUCCUGGCCAAGAAUCCUCAAGUUGAGCAGCAGAGGUUGCAUAGAAGAAUAUUUUUGGACAAUAUCAAUCCUGAAAAUCAGGCUCUCCUGAUCUUAGUGUCCUGUUUUGUGAAGACCUCACAUCAUGAAGAAUACCUUUGUGUGAAGGAAGCUAUACUUAUGGAUUUACUAAGGGUUAUCAGCCAUCAUAGGGCCCGACUCGCUACGCCAAUCCGUACAAUACAGAAAAUAUACAGUGACACCAGUGACACCGAUAUAGAAAAUGUUCCUUUCACAGAUUCCAUCUAUAACCAUGGAGGAGUGGCAUCAAAACGUCCUUUACUACUGAUUGAACCUUCUUAUAGAAUCAAUGGAGAAGAUAAAGCAAAAUCACAAGCUCGUUCGGGCCGUGUAACUGGAGAGAAAGACAGUAAGACCAUAUCAAGGCUUACAAGUGACACCAAAGCAGGAACAAACACGAAGUCUGACUCGAGGGCAAAAGAAACACCAAAAUCUGACUCAAAGGGAGAUGCAAAUAGCGGUGAAACACCAAAUUCAGAUGCCAAGGUGCACACAAAGUCUACAACAGUAUCCGUAUCUCAUUCCAGGGUCGAUGACAAAAUGACAGUGAAAUCCCCACCAACUUCUGUCCUUAAGACAAAUUCAAAUGCUACAGAAGCAUCAGGUUUGGGAUCCAAAGCAGCAGGAUCAGUCUCUGACAAUUUGAAUAAAAAUAAGACAACAUCAGAUGCGAAAUCUAAGACUACUAGUCCUGCAAAUGUAAGCCAGAAUAGCAAGGUAACUGCAGUUAACUCACAGGAAGCUAGUACUGAAAAAGCAGGUGGAUUGAAGGAAUCUUCCCAGUCAAAACAGGAGAAAAGGUCAGUUUCUCAGCCAUCAUCAUCUAGAUCUGCAUUGGAGGAAAAUAUAGUUCUUGGUGUUGCUUUGGAGGGUUCAAAGAGAACACUUCCUAUCGAUGAAGACAUAGCCUCUCAUCCAACUCCACCAGAAGAAAAGGAGAUGGCUGCUGCAUCACAAAAUGGAACCGGAUCUCCAACCACUGUGAAGGAUAGGAGAGAUGGUCCACCCCCAACUCCAACAUCCGGGGAUCAGUAAGAUCAUCUUUGUUGAUCUCUGCGGAUGUCCUAACUUUUGCUCCUUCGAACUGCACACUUUGGCCAGGAAACCCCAUAUCAAGUCGUGGCAUCUAUGAAAGCUCUCGGGGCAUCGUACAUGUGCUUUAACAUUCUUCAUAAUAAGUGCGGUCCGAUUAUACUGCCUGGUUCGCUUCACAACAAAAUUAGGCGAUGUAGAUUUGUAUAUUUUCAUAGCUUUGACUAGUUGUCAAAAUUGAUCCAGUUUGACUCCAAAUCAUUUGAGGCUGUCCUGUUACAUUUGUUGCUAUAUCAAUCAAUUGGUACUCAGAGUCGGUUCUCGUUCU